Ilex paraguariensis (yerba mate) is the source of this 720-nucleotide messenger RNA. The record is from the annotation of a GenBank genome assembly. NCBI's taxonomy places the organism in Eukaryota, Viridiplantae, Streptophyta, Magnoliopsida, Aquifoliales, Aquifoliaceae.
AUGCUUGCUAAACCGCAAACCUUCAUGAAUGCAAGCGGUGAGUCUAUAUUUGACGACUUAGAUUUGCCUUUUGCAAAGUUGAGGUUAUUACCAAAAGGCGGCCAUGGAGGACACAAUGGGAUGAGGAGUGUGAUCGACCACUUUAGAGGGAGCCGUGAUUUCCCUCGUUUAAGAAUAGGCAUUGGAAGGCCUCCAGGCAAAAUGGAUCCCAUGAAUUUUGUUCUUCGCCCAUUUAACAAACAAGAACAUGAAGAGUUGCAUUUCACUCUCCUAAAUGGCUUAGAAGCAGUACGGAUUCUUUUGCUUGAGGGUUUUGAGAAAAGCGCGACAUUUGUUAAUAGUGCGAAAUCCUUGGAACAUCUUGCCUAAAGAACUGGUCAAAUUACAUUUAUUGGGUGAGUACAAGUUCACGGAUGAUAUUCAGGCAAGGACAUAGUGCUAUAUAUGGUGAAUGAAUAGAAUUUUUUUUUAGGAUUGGGCAAGCCCACAGGGAUACAUUAUAGAGGAAUUAUGAAAUCCUCUUUGAGAUCAGCAGGCUGUAUAGAGCCUUCUAAUUGUUUAUAUUCAGAGAAAUAGGUCAUGUCCACAACAAAGGGUUCUAUUUUUUCCUCAUUUAUUUCUUGCCUUUUUAGUUGUUUCAAUUGUUAAUAUAGGUAAUCUUUUGGGAUUGCACCAUAGAGUGCAAUCACCCCUGAAGUUUGAAAAUUUUCCUAGCUUGAU